UAAUUUAUUUAAGCGAGGUUAAUUAAAUUCAAUAGCUCAUUAACUAAACCCAUUGAAUAAAUUGAAACAACUGCAUCCCCAACCCAAACAAUUCUAGCCCGCUGCCAUCUUCUUCUUCCUUCAACUCUGUACUUAAUCUUCUUCCCCCUUCGCCGCUGCAGUUCAUUUUUCCAGGGAAAUUAUGGUUAAUCAGGGAGGAGGAGCAGGAGUAGCGGUGGCACAAAUACCAACGAGCUUUGGGCAUGAGCUGAGAGCCUGCCUUCGCUGCCGACUUGUCAAGACCUAUGACCAGUUUAGGGAAUCUGGGUGUGAGAACUGCCCCUUCUUUCAGAUGGAAGACGAUCAUGAAAGAGUUGUUGACUGCACAACCCCCAAUUUCACAGGGUUAAUCUCUGUCAUGGACCCGACUAGAAGUUGGGCUGCCCGUUGGCUCCGUAUAGGAAAAUUUGCUCCUGGUUGCUAUACGCUUGCGGUCUCUGAAGCACUGAAUCCUGACUUGCAGAAUAUUUGUGAAGAAGAGCACGUGCCAUACGUUCUUCCCAAACUUGUCUGACUCGCUUUACUUGAUUGUGCGUCCAGCUGAUCUUCCCUCCCCUAGUCUACCUGGUUAAUAUGUCCUCCACCCUCUCCCUAGAAAACUCAAAUGUAGAAUAUGAUAGACCUGCUAUGAUGUUUCCUUUGACCAGUAGUGUUGUCAUGUUGUGUGAAUUUGUGGUUUUGCAGUUUGAGGUAAUUUGUGUCAAAUUUCAAGCAUGAUAGGUUCAUACUGAUCUCUUUUUGACCCUUAUAAUGUUUCAGAUGGUUCUAUAUAUCCAUGUUUCAGAUGGGAUAGUCCAUUUCUAUUUGAA
Molecule: messenger RNA, 848 nt
Organism: Salvia splendens (bonfire salvia)
Lineage: Eukaryota; Viridiplantae; Streptophyta; Magnoliopsida; Lamiales; Lamiaceae
Product: transcription elongation factor SPT4 homolog 2-like
Exons: 6
Coding region: 182-553 (123 amino acids)
Biological process (GO): regulation of DNA-templated transcription; transcription elongation-coupled chromatin remodeling; transcription elongation by RNA polymerase II
Cellular component (GO): nucleus; DSIF complex
Molecular function (GO): RNA polymerase II complex binding; zinc ion binding
Source: RefSeq, a predicted model, not a curated record